CAAAUCACAUUUUAGCGUCAGUCGCUCAAAGCUGGAAAUCAUUUGAGAAGCUGUGAGUAAAAUCAUCAGGAGGGGAAGGCAUCCAACUAUCCAAGCUCCACAUCGUGUUCUUGAGAAGUUUGAGUCUCGUCGUUCUGCAAAUUUUCAAGGGUUUUAAGAAUUAGGGCUCGUUGAAAACCUUUUAGGCAUCUUCUCUGAUUCAAUCCCCUGAUUCUCUAUAUCUCAAAACUAUCUCUACUCCUUCCUGAUAACGUUCUCUGCAAAAAAAAAAAAAAACAACCCCGAAAAGAUAAAAUUUCCAAGAAGUAGAACAAGAUGGAUCGUCAAAUACUGGACUACCUGCCUCAAGAAGUACUAACCGAUAUUUUCACAAGAGUACCCAUCAAAUCCCUCCUUCUCUGUACUCUCGUCUGCAAAUCUUGGCACACCUUCGUCACGGACCCGAGUUUCGUCAUCGCUCACCUCAACCGACCUCGAACCCUAUCCCACAACAAUGCCCACGACCUGAUUCUCCUUCGCAACUACUCCGAGCAGCGCAAGGAAGAGGUGUACUCGCUCCGUUUCGAUGACGAAUCGUUCCGCGAGUACCAAAAGAUUGAAUUCCUGUUCAAGAGCGCCGCGAAUGAUUUUUACCGGGUAGUCGGUUGCUGCAAUGGGGUGGUUUGUAUCACCGACGAUCAGUUUAGGUACGCGCACGACACGGUUCUGUGGAACCCUUCGAUAAGGAAGUCCGUGACCCUUCCGAAACCUAGGAUAAGUGAGGCAAAAUUUGAGCACGUGAUGGGGUUCGGGUUUGAUCACAAAACGAACGACUACAAGGUGGUGAGGAUCGUGUAUCUUGAAUCUAGGAAAAGACCCGAGAUCGACGUUUAUAGGUUCAGCUCGGGAAGUUGGGAGGACAUUAGCCGUUCGGGUGGUCUUGGGUUUUAUUCCAUUCGGAAAAAGGCACCGCAGGCUUAUUUGAAUGGUGCUGUGCAUUGGUUCACGACUGAUAAGAGGAGUGGUCACCAUUUGGUGGUGUCGUUCAAUACGGGGGAUGAGUUGUUUAGACCAAUAGUGGUGCCUGAUGGUGUAGGAACUGAUUUGAGUUGUCUUGUUAGUGUUCGUCCUGCUGUUUUUCUGGGAGAUCUCGCCCUGAUUGAAUGCAAAAUAAGUACUGGUCAGGAAAAUUGGAGCGUGUGGGUAAUGAGAGAAUAUGGUGUGGCCGAGUCUUGGACUGAACACCUAUGUUUGGAGGUUGGUCAGGUACUGGAGAGGAUGGUUGGGUUUAGAAAGAGUGGUGACCUCUUGGUUGAAAUGAGUGGAGGGAAGCUUCUUUCUUAUGACCCUGAGACUGAAAAGUUUACGGAACUUGAAGUUGAUAGCAAUGUCAGUAUUUCGACCUGGUUUCAUGCAGAGAGUUAUAAAGAGAGCCUUGUUUUACUGGGGAGACAUGGCUUACUGGGGAGUCAAGUUCUUGGAGAGAAGAAUAGAGUUGAGAGAGCUGGGACAAGGAAACGAAAAGCAAGGAAAAAGUAGAAACCAGGGAAGCUACCUUGAUGAGGAGUUCUGCCAUGGAUAUGAGGACCAAGGUGGUCUUACAGGAUUGCAUUGGGGUGGAGGACCAUGUUCAGGAAGGAAGGAAGGAAAGGUUAGAAAAAGUCUGCAAGAAAAGAAAUUGCAUUUUGAACUCUUUUAUGUUUGCGGAUCAAAAUUAAAAAUCAAGUGACUUUGGUAUGACCCACUUUAGCUAGUUUCUCCAAUGAAAUGCAUGGUUGAGGGUUAGUUUGUUUUACUUUCUUGAAGCUUUAGUGCUGAUGUUUUCCCUAACUCGCAUGCUUGGAGAUGUAUGAUGUCUCCUUUCUGUUCUUAUGGUUUUUAGCUUUCACAUGUGUCAUGGUGCCAAUAUUGUUCAGUGCAACUGUUAGACUGGGAAGGCGCAUCUCCUCUAGGCAUGGUUUAAUUUUUCUCUUAUGCUAACUACAUCAGUUAUUGAUGCGAUGCCAAGGCAUUGCAUUGCACCGAUUAUUUUUUGGUUUGCGUUAGAUAUUGUCAGGAAUCUAGAGCAGUUUUUUUUCGGUCAUAUUGUUUUUCAUCAAGCCAAGCAUUGAGAUAUAGAUUAUUAGGAACUUCUAUCUGAAACUCUUAAUAGCGUUCUUUUUGUGUUGGGGAUUUAUCUUUGAGACGAUGGAGGAUGAGGAUAGAGGCACCAUCAUUUAUCAGAUUCCAUUGAGUUACAUAACAAAAUGCUAACAGAUGAUUUCUGAAUAAGGUUUUACCAUAUGAAAUCUGGAACUUAAUUUUUGUGCUCCUACUUGGAGAUAUCGAUUUUCAAGUUUGUACAAUAUUUUGUCUCGUGUCCUGCAUAGGACAACACAUUUAUGCUGCUUGUUAAAGAAUACCGUCUAUAUUGUCUUUUAUGUGCUUAAAUCAAUCAAUUUUCCUACUCAUAUUCAUGCAAUUGAAUUUGGUAUCAUCGAGCAAAUCGUGUCAUCGAUUGGUGAGAAUUGGUCCUCAUGAAUUUUCCAAGGUCUUAAAAUUGCUGGGGCAUGUCAAGGCACCCCAGAUGCUCAGAGAAAAUAAAGUCAUGCCUUUCAUUCGUGUUUUUUCUCUGUAACAAGUAUCCUUGGGUAGACCAUGGAAGGAAAGGUGAUGUAUAGAGGUCCCCAAGACCAAACAAUAGAUUGCGUGAUCUCACUACAGGAUAACAUUCUUAUAUACCAUCCGAUUCCUUAGACCUCCCCUCAGCGCUGGCAGCCUUAUUUUUAUCUUGAUCUUCUUUUAUUUAUUCCUUUCCUUCUUGGGAUUUCAAGCAUCAUGCUUGUUAAACUUUGGCAGCUUAUCACGUUCUGAUCUCGUUUCCCUAUUCUUAUUGGUCACUAUGUUAUCUAGUUAUGUGUUAUUUGUGGUAUUUCCGAUAUCUAAAGCUAAUAUCAAUACUCUCAUUCAGGUGCUACAUGGAACAUAGGUUUCCCUCAACAACAGCCUGUUUCUUGUGUUUGAAGUUAGCUAUUUGUUAGCUAAGCUGAGAAUGAUGGAGGUGGUGUUAUUAUCAAAGAACCUGAAAAAUCUUUUAGGUUCCCCUUAUUUCCUUCACGAAAUUAGACUUAUGUAGCAAUUUCCGUAGUCUUAUAGAGGGUCUUCUUUAUCUUCUUUCCGCUUAUCUAUGUCCAAUAAGAAGAAAAGGCUGAGAAAGAGAUCGGAUGAAUAUUGAAAUGGAAACUUGUCUCCUUCAGUUAUUCUAUGAAGUGUAUUUCAUAGCUGAUCGAGUUGUGCAAAUGUGUUUCUACAGCUAUAGGGUUGUUUUUUCUCUUCUCUUAGGCUAGUCGAUGUAUCCUAAGGGUUUGACAUUGUGGACCUUUAGUUUAAGAUAGUACCUUGAGCUAACUUGUAUAUCUUCCUCUUCCAGUGAUAUGAGUUGCAUUAUUUCCGAGAAAAGAGAAGGAAAAUGUUGUGUCUUGUGAGGCACGCAUUCAUAGGGGCUUCAAGGUAGAACUACAAGGAGAAGAUAAAGGAGAGAACCAUUUGAGCAGAUUUCCAUGCCUCUCCUAAAUGAUAUAAGAAUCUGAGUAAGAUAAGAAAAUGGAGGAGAAGGGUCAGUACUCAGUAGAAUACAGGGAGAGUUGAAUUUCGUUCAUAUCUUUGGUCCAGUCCUGUUUUAGAACGACGAUACUUACCACCAAUUUUAGGUUUAACCCAAAUACAUAGGGUAGUAAUUUUUCCUAAACAUUCAUGUGGUGUUGUGAAAGAAAGCUUAAGGAAAUUUUGCUUCGGUUUUUGUGAUUCUUCAAGACUAGGAAGAUAUCUGCCUUGGUUUGAUAAUUUUGUGGGGGGUUUUCCUUCUUGUCGAAAACAAAAAGACUCUGGGCUACUGGCAUUUGAAACAUGCUUGAUCCUUUCAUGCAUGUGUGACAGAGAAUAUAGCAAAUAAUUACCUUUCUUCAAUACUUGUAAAAUUUCCUUCUUCUAUGUAAAAUUGGAUGAAUAUUGCACACUCUUCGUUCAGCAGCUGAAAUAUGGCUCUUAUUGUGUUAUCUUGUAAUUCGGUCUAUCAUUCACAUCUGUCGUUUUAAGCUC
Messenger RNA from Rhododendron vialii, 4056 nucleotides. RefSeq names its product F-box protein At3g07870-like. The transcript has 2 exons. Gene Ontology annotation, molecular function: protein binding. The record is from RefSeq and is a predicted model, not a curated record. Bases 316 to 1518 code for a protein of 400 amino acids. Lineage: Eukaryota; Viridiplantae; Streptophyta; Magnoliopsida; Ericales; Ericaceae.